Molecule: messenger RNA, 1699 nt
Organism: Gossypium raimondii (Peruvian cotton)
Lineage: Eukaryota; Viridiplantae; Streptophyta; Magnoliopsida; Malvales; Malvaceae
Product: cell division cycle 20.5, cofactor of APC complex
Exons: 8
Coding region: 122-1507 (461 amino acids)
Biological process (GO): positive regulation of anaphase-promoting complex-dependent catabolic process; positive regulation of ubiquitin protein ligase activity; anaphase-promoting complex-dependent catabolic process
Cellular component (GO): anaphase-promoting complex
Molecular function (GO): ubiquitin ligase activator activity; protein binding; anaphase-promoting complex binding
Source: RefSeq, a predicted model, not a curated record
ACGAAAACAACGGUUGGCCCUCUUGGCGCGCGAUAAAGAGAAAUGAAAGCCUCUCUACCCUACCCUUUAGUUUGUUAGUUUUAUGCACAAAGAAAGUAAUUUGGAACCUUGACUUCCAAUAAUGGAUGAAAGCGCAACGUGGAGACUCCUUGAAUCGGAUUGGUACUCUCCAAGACGACUCCACGACUGUCCCACCCAUUACAGUUUUCCGGGGGAUCGCUUCUUACCCAACAGAUGUUUGAUGGAUCUUGAUAAAGCCCACACUUUGUUGACCAGCAAGACCCCGCAGUUCAACACUAGUUCAAAUUUCAAUCAAGCAUAUCGUCAAAAACUGAUAGAGAAUCUAUCUUUAGAUUCUCAAGGGAGACCAUUUAAGAUAAUGGUUUUCAGGGGAAGCCCAAAAUCCAGUCGAAAAUCCAUUCGUUUUGUUGAUGAGUUGAGACAAGAAGUUGCAGCCAUAUUUGAAAAAGAUUGCAAACAAACUCCAUACCGAUGCAUCCCCAAGGGAGAAAAGAGGGUUUUGGAUGCACCAAGGCUCAGAAAUGACUACUAUUCGAACAUCAUGAGUUGGGGUAUAAACAACAUUCUUGCUGUUGCUUUGGGUCCCGAACUCUACUUAUGGAACUCAGAGGACCAGGCAGUACACAAGUUGUUGCAGGUUCGUGGUGGGAACGAUUGGCCUACGAGUGUAACCUGGUCCGAGGAUGCCAGUACUUUAGCUGUUGGAUAUAUGUGCUCCAAUCUUCAGCUCUGGGAUGUUGAGUCUUCCAAACUUAUCAGAAGCCUUCAAGGUCAUAGUGGAAGGAUAGCAUCCACAGCAUGGAAUGGUCACAUUUUAACAUCAGGAAGCCGUGACAAAUCCAUUAUCAAUCAUGAUGUUAGAGCAGCAAACAGCUUGGCUUCCUGCAUAAAAAGACAUGCUGAUGAAGUGUGUGGCUUGAAAUGGUCAACUGAAGGCAAUAGAUUGGCAAGUGGAGGCAAUGAAAAUCUGUUAUAUAUAUGGGAAGCUUCAAAAAUGAGUUCAUCCAAAUUUCUACAUCGACUCAGUGAUCAUUGUGCUGCAGUCAAGGCCCUUGCUUGGUGCCCUUACCAGAACAAUGUUCUUGCCUCUGGGGGAGGCUUGAGUGAUGGUUGUAUUAAGAUAUGGAAUACAGAAAAAGGAAUUUGCAUUAACAACAUAGAAACCAAAGCACAGAUUUGUGGCCUGGAGUGGAACAGACAUCACAAGGAGAUAUUGAGUGGCCAUGGUUACAGCAUAAGGGAGAAUCAGAACAAACUGUGCCUAUGGAGGUACCCUUCAAUGACCAAAGUGGGGGAGUUAGGGAAUCACAAAUCCAGAAUUAUCAACCUAUGCCAGAGCCCUGAUGGAAUAACUGUGAUAUCUGCUGGGGCAGAUGAGACCCUUCGAUUUUGGGACGUGUUUGGACCCCCUACUGCUGGUGCUGGGAACUCAAUGGUUUCAGAUCUUCAAGGUCUUUUGUCUUUUAGAACAUCCCUAUUAAGGUAAUAGCAUGGGGUGCAAUCAUUCGAAACAUGCUACCAUCCUUUUAAUUUAUUUUGGUUGUUCUUAGAUAUUCAGAGCUAGUUUCUUUUUCUUUUUUCCUCUCACUGUAUACCUUUACUACUGAUAUUAUUAAGGAAAUUAGUUCAUGCAAGUAGCAUAAGCAAAAAUUAAUGAAAAGAAUACAUAAUUUGCCCA